Molecule: messenger RNA, 1378 nt
Organism: Panicum virgatum (switchgrass)
Lineage: Eukaryota; Viridiplantae; Streptophyta; Magnoliopsida; Poales; Poaceae
Product: germin-like protein 8-7
Exons: 3
Coding region: 475-1152 (225 amino acids)
Cellular component (GO): cell wall
Molecular function (GO): manganese ion binding
Source: RefSeq, a predicted model, not a curated record
GCUUUGAAAGGUUGAUACAGAGACCAUUUCAUCCGUGUCUACUAGAAAAGUCAAGCAGUACUGGUGAGUAUUGUAAGCUAAGAUAUAGGUGACUGGUACCACGCUAAGAUAAACAAUCUUGAAUACGCAACGCAACAUACAUGAGCAAAAGAACAGGUAUCAUUUUACUAAAAAGUUUUGCUAGAGCAAAAGAGACCACGUCUGAAUAGUUAGUUGGCAGAGUAAAAACGAUUAAAUUUAAAGUUGGUGUAGCUUUGAAGAGUUCAUAAAGGUAACUGCGUAUACUACGUAGUUUCAUCAGCAGGUUCUCUACCACACCCGGAGACCAAUUCUUCUGUUGGUCGGCUCAACUUGACUGGUUCAGUCUCUCACAAGUUCACGCUGCCGCGUGCUGUGGCUAUAUAAGCACAUCCAUCUCCCUCCAUAGCGAACCAUCAGCAAAACAAACACACCCACCUGUGCUCAAUUAACCAAAUGGCCACCUCCUCUUACUUCCUUAUAUCAGUUUUUCUAGCAUUGGUGGCCUCUCAGGUCAUUGCUUCUGAUCCUAGCCCGCUCCAGGACUUUUGUGUUGCCGACCUGCACUGUCCUGUGAAGGUGAAUGGAUUCGUGUGCAAGGACCCUAUGGUUGUUAGUGCAGACGACUUCUUCAAGGCAGCCAACCUUGACAAGCCUAGGGACACCAUGAAGAGCAAGGUGGGGUCUAAUGUCACUUUGAUCAAUGUCAUGCAGCUCCCUGGCCUCAACACUCUUGGCAUCUCUCUGGCCCGUAUAGAUUAUGCUCCCUUAGGUGAGAACCCACCGCACACCCACCCACGUGCCACUGAGAUCCUCACGGUGCUUGAAGGCACCCUGUACGUCGGGUUUGUCACCUCCAACCCAAACAAACUCUUCGCCAAGGUUCUCAACAAGGGUGAUGUGUUUCUAUUCCCCGAAGGGCUCAUCCAUUUCCAGUUCAACCCCGUCUAUGACAAGCCAGCGGUUGCUAUUGCUGCACUCAGCAGCCAAAACCCUGGGGUCAUUACCAUUGCCAACGCAGUGUUUGGAUCAAAGCCGCCAAUCUCUGAUGAUGUUUUGGCCAAGGCAUUCCAAGUGGAGAAGGGGACAAUCGAUUGGCUCCAGGCUCAGUUCUGGGAGAACAAUCACUACUAAAAACUAUAACACGUGAGGUGAUGCAUAUCUUGAAUCUUCGGUCGGGAAGUGCAUAUGUGUUUAAUCUUUAUGUAACAAACAACAAAAGCAAAUGGUGUGUAUCCAGUCGUAUACCAAGUAUGUUUAAGGCCCUCAAAUCACUUUAAAAAUUAGAGUUUGUAUUAAAAUAAUGUUGUAUGAUGUACUACUGAGUAUUCCUUUACAUUAACAAAGUGGUAAGUUGCAU